Molecule: messenger RNA, 738 nt
Organism: Sungouiella intermedia
Lineage: Eukaryota; Fungi; Ascomycota; Pichiomycetes; Serinales; Metschnikowiaceae
Source: the annotation of a GenBank genome assembly
AUGUUUCUCAGGAGAGUAAUCUUGUAUAUCCGUGUUGAGGUCGAAUACGCAUCAGAAGCAGUCAAGAGAGGCACAUGUGCCGUCGGUAUCAAAGGAUCGCUGUGUGUGGUCUUAGGAUGUGAGAAGAGAACAACCUUGAAACUACAGGAUCCAAGAAUCACCCCGUCAAAAAUUUGCAAAGUGGACAACCACGUAUUGUUGACGUUUGCUGGCUUGAACGCCGAUGCUCGUAUUUUGGUCGACAAAGCCCGUGUGGAGGCUCAGUCCCACCGCUUGAAUUUGGAAGAUUCCGUGUCCAUAGAAUACUUGACUAAGUACGUUGCAGGAGUACAGCAGAGAUACACACAGUCAGGAGGUGUGAGACCCUUUGGUAUUGCAACCAUGAUCGCCGGCUUUGACUCCAACGACACCGUUCCAAAAUUAUAUCAAACAGAGCCAAGUGGAGUUUACAAUGCGUGGAAAGCCCAUGCCAUUGGCAGAUCAGCCAAGACUGUCAAAGAGUUCUUGGAGAAGAACUACGAGGAAAACUUAUCUGAUGAGCAAACGAUCAAGUUGACAGUGAAGUCGUUAUUGGAGGUUGUGCAAACGGGAGCCAAGAACAUCGAGGUUUCUGUCUUGAAACCCAACAACGUCAUUGAGCAGUUGACCAUUGAGGAGAUUUCGAAGUACGUGGAGGAGAUUGAGGCCGAAAAGCAGAAGGAGGCCGAGAAGAAGAAGAAGAAAUCAUCCAGAGAUUAG